Messenger RNA from Exaiptasia diaphana, 2127 nucleotides. RefSeq lists its product as uncharacterized. The transcript is spliced from 11 exons. The record is from RefSeq and is a predicted model, not a curated record. Lineage: Eukaryota; Metazoa; Cnidaria; Anthozoa; Actiniaria; Aiptasiidae. Gene Ontology annotation, molecular function: signaling receptor activity. The coding region runs from base 1 to 2127 and encodes 708 amino acids.
AUGAAAGCAGUGAACACUAUUUUGAUAGUGAUGGUCCUUAUGACAUGUCUACAAGCUGUCUUAAGCUGUGAAAUGUACAACUUCUUUCCAACCAAUGAUACGGUACUUCAAGGUCAUGUGAUCAAAAGCAUAACUAGGGCCCAGGUCAGUUUGUGCUGGGGGGAGUGUGUUUGGUUGUCAUGGUGCUUCUCAAUCAAUGUACACAAAAACAACAAUGAAUUGUUUGAAUGUGAGUUGAAUAAUUCGAGUAAGAAAGCCAAUUCAAUCAAGAUGGUGUCCAAGAAAGGAUGGUCAUACCAUGAAAUGAAGGGCAUAACCAACUCCAUCAACUGCAAAAUCUACGAUUGUAAAAGGAAAGAGGAUCUAGGUGAUGGCUGGUAUCGCUAUGGAGAUACUGCUCUAAAACUUUUCACAGAAAAGAAAAACUGGACAGAUGCUCGCAGGCAUUGCCAGUCGAUGGGUGGUGAUCUUCAGUCCAUUACCAGCGCACAUGAGAACGACUUUGUAAACGAUGUGUUUAUUAAUCAGUUAAACCUGACGUAUCUUAGGCAAGAUGAACCAGAUGUGGGAAUUCCUUACAUCCACUGGAAAUUAGAUGGGACUGAACAAUCGGUCAAGUUUGUUGGAAACGAGUCGGGUGCUGUUAAGUACGUUUACGAUGACCAGGAAAUAGCUUUGUACUUUAAUGGAACAAUAGGUAAUCACGCCACCGUACCUGCUGUUUCUCUUAACCCUGAGGGAUUUACAGUGGCAUUUUGGGCAAAGGCUGUUACUGUCUACACGCAGAAAUUUCAAACAACACUUGAAAUUCGUUCGCACGAGGAUUYAAAACUACGAAUCCAAUUUCGCACAGAAUCAAGCACAAAAAUACUUUGUGCAGCACGUAUCAUGGAGGAAUAUGUUGGGCGUCGGAGGAUGGAAUACAAUGAUUGGACCUUUGUUGCUUUAAGUUGGAACAAAUCUGUAGGUGUAGCCAAAUAUCUCGUACGUGGACAGAAACCAUUGGUGAACGCAAUGACUCCAACUCCAUCUAUAACAAGCAAUGAUAAUUUCCUUCUUGGUCGUCCAGAUACCAUCACAAAUACUUACCAUGGCUUUAUGAAACAUCUGACACUGUUUAACACUAAUCUAGGUGAUGGCUGGUAUCGCUAUGGAAAUACUGCUCUAAAACUUUUCACAGACAAGAAAAACUGGACCGAUGCUCGCAGGCAUUGUCAGUCGAUGGGUGGUGAUCUUCAGUCCAUUACCAGCGCACAUGAGACCGACUUUGUAAACGAUGUGUUUAUUAAUCAGUUAAACCUGACGUAUCUUAGGCAAGAUGAACCAGAUGUAGGAAUUCCUUACAUCCACUGGAAAUUAAAUGGGAAUGAACAAUCGGUCAAGUUGACGGCUGCUGUUAAGUACGUCUACGAUGACCAGGAAAUAGCUUUGUUUUUUGAUGGAACCAAAGAUGAGCACGCCACCGUACCUGCUGUUUCUCUCAACCCUGAAGGAUUUACAGUGACAGUCUGGAUUAAGGCCAUUCCUAAUUAUAUCGUGAAAUAUCAAAAACCAYUGACCUUUCGUUCGCAAGAGGAUUCAAAAAUAAAAAUCUAUUUUAGUUCAUCAAAUUCAAGUACAGUAACAUGCGCAGCACGAAUCAUGGAAGAAUAUGUUGGGCGUCGUAGGAUGGAAUACAAUGAUUGGGCCUUUGUUGCUUUAAGUUGGAACAAAUCUGCAGGUGUAGCCAAAUAUCUCGUACGUGGACAGAAACCAUUGGUGAAAUCAAUAACUCCACCGUCUCCUGUAUCUAUAACAAGCAAUGAUGAUUUCAUUCUUGGUACUUCAUCGUCCAUGUUUAUGAAACAUCUGACACUGUUUAACACUAGUCUUGUGGUUGAUCAAAUGCAAACUUUCUGCUAUUGGAACGAUCACGGGGCGUGGAUAGGCUUGUAUAACGAAGGACACACAACGAAAUACAAAUGGUCAGACGGUUCUCCUGUAAUGAAUAAUAUGCCUUUACCUCCUGGUUAUCCAACRUAUCCUACGACAGGCAAGAAAUGUGUCAUUGCGGGAAAGAAUGGGAAAUGGGUGAAUAAAUAUUGUGAAAUGGAAUAUCCAUAUAUUUGCCAAAGGAAUAUGCCGUAA